Tetrapisispora phaffii CBS 4417 is the source of this 1851-nucleotide messenger RNA. It is a transcript of the gene ALE1, whose product is annotated as lysophospholipid acyltransferase. Gene Ontology annotation, cellular component: membrane; endoplasmic reticulum. Gene Ontology annotation, biological process: glycerophospholipid biosynthetic process; lipid modification. The coding region runs from base 1 to 1851 and encodes 616 amino acids. NCBI's taxonomy places the organism in Eukaryota, Fungi, Ascomycota, Saccharomycetes, Saccharomycetales, Saccharomycetaceae. Gene Ontology annotation, molecular function: 1-acylglycerophosphocholine O-acyltransferase activity; 1-acylglycerol-3-phosphate O-acyltransferase activity. The transcript has a single exon. The record is from RefSeq and is a predicted model, not a curated record.
AUGUACAAUCCAGUUAACGUACUGCUAUUAUCCGUUUCUGAAAAGAUUGGAUUAGAUGCAUUCAUAUUAAAGUAUGCAUUGUGUUUAUUGGGAUCAUUCUCAUUUAAUACAGUUUUAAAAAGGCUACCGGAUGAUAAAAUCAAUGUUAAAUGCCUAUAUAUAUUAGCCGUGUCUUUAUUUUACCUUUUUGGUUUACUGAACCUCUAUAGUGGAUUUCGUACGUUAUUAAUAAGUACGAUGUUUACGUAUACAAUCACAAAGUUUUACAAAUCAAAAUUCAUGCCAUACGUCAACUUUGCUGUCGUUAUGGGUCAUUUAGCUGUCAACCAUCUAUACGCUCAAAUUUACAAUGUUCAAGAGUCUGAAACAAUUGAUAUCACUGGAUCACAAAUGGUUCUAGUAAUGAAAUUGACUUCUUUUGCUUGGUCAUACUACGAUGGUAGUUUAACUUCAAAGGAAGAUUUUGAAUCUCUAUCUGAUUUUCAAAAGACACAAGCAGUUAGGCAGCAUCCACCAUUGCUGAAUUUCUUGGCGUAUUCUUUUUUCUAUCCAUCACUAUUAACAGGGCCAAGUUUUGAUUAUACUGAUUUCGACAGUUGGUUGAAUUGUGAAAUUUUUAAAGAUUUACCUGAAUCAAAGAAACCAAAAAGAAGAUUGCAUCCUGAUAAGAGAAGACAGAUUCCUAAGAAUGGUAAGUUGGUAUUUUUUAAAGUCUUACAAGGUUUAGCAUGGAUGGCGUUGAGUGUCUUAGGUCCAAUCUACUUUAAAAUCGAUUAUAUGUCUAACAAAGCCCAGUUCUUGGAGCAUUCUUUUAUCUACCGAAUCCAUUAUAUGUAUUUAGUGGGAUUAAUUUACAGAUUUAAAUACUAUGCAGCAUGGACUAUUUCAGAGGCUUCUUGUAUUUCAUGUGGAUUAGGAUACAAUGGUUACGAUAGUAAGAAACAUGUUAUAAAAUGGAAUCGUGUUCAAAAUAUCGAUAUUCCUGGUGUUGAAUUUGCUCAAAACACACACGAUUCAUUAGAGGCAUGGAACAUGAAUACAAAUAAAUGGCUGAAAAAUUCUGUUUACUUAAGAGUCAGCAAAAAAGGCAAAAAACCUGGAUUUCGCUCUACUUUAUUCACCUUCUUGACUUCAGCUUUCUGGCAUGGGUCAAGGCCCGGCUAUUAUUUGACAUUUGCGACAGGUGCGUUUUAUCAAACCUGUGGAAGAUAUUAUAGACGUCACUUGAGACCAAUGUUUUUAGAAAAAGAUGGUAAGACUCCAAGAAAAUCGAAAAUCAUAUAUGAUUUUAUUUGUUUUUAUGUAAUCAAAUUAGCAUUCGGCUACAUGGUUCAGCCAUUCGUUUUCUUGGACUUAAAAAAAUCUAUUGAGGCAUGGAGUACUGUAUAUUUUUAUAUACACAUUUGUGUUUUCAUAACCUUUAUUCUAUUCAUGGGGCCAUUUUCGAAACAAGUUAUUCAAUUUUGUAAGAGUAAACAACCAAAAGCAAUUGUCAUUAAAGAAAACAAGAAAUUUGAAGACGAAUUAUCAGCCAGUGCUGGUUCUCUAAGUGACAUUAUUAAAGAUAAAACAGAAUAUGAAGAAAAGGAAAAAAGCAUGGAACCUGGAAUCCCUCAUAUUGAUUUAUCUGAAUGGGAAUGGGUCGAUGUUAAAGAAGACUGGGAUUUAUUUGUCGAAGAAUACAAAGCAUGGAGAGAUAAUAAUGGUUUAGAAGUAGAGGAACAAAAUUUAAAGAGAGCAUUUACCAAAUUCAUGGAAGAAGUCAAAGACGUUUCUGUUCCUGUGCCAAAUAAAGAGCGUAGAUUGAGCUUUAGUGCAUACUUACCAAAAACUACAUCUAAAGACGAAUAG